Molecule: messenger RNA, 1995 nt
Organism: Linum tenue
Lineage: Eukaryota; Viridiplantae; Streptophyta; Magnoliopsida; Malpighiales; Linaceae
Source: the annotation of a GenBank genome assembly
UGAAGACUGAAAACACUUUCUGAUAACCCUAAUUAUGACCGAAUGAGUCCCGCCGCUGCGAAAAUCCUCACCACCGACGUCCUUCCAAUGAAGAAGCAGAGGAAAUUUGCCGGACAUCCGGCAAUAAUAUCAGCCGCCACCGAAGAUCGAAUCUCGGACUUACCGGACGCUGUCCUCCACCUCAUCCUCCGUCGUAUGAACUCCCCCACACAAGCUGGACAGACUAUGGCUCUCUCCCGGCGAUGGCGAAGCCUCUGGCGCUCAUACCCUGUCCUGGAGUUCGAUGAGGCCGAUUGUCACAGUCACCGCGGCUGGAAAAACUGUCCCGCCACCGUCGCCGUCGCAACCGAUUAUCUCCACAAAUUCACGGCUGCCUCCAUCGAGCGAUUCUCUGGAAACCAAUUGCCGAUUGAAGCUUUCAAAGUCUCACUGGCAAGGGAAGAUAGGAUCAAAAAGCAGACGCCGCUCCGCUGUGAUUCUUGAGCAGCUGCUGAGCUUGGCGUGGGAGAGGAAACCGGGAGAGAUCACCAUGGAUAUAACCGGCUACCGUCUGCCCUGCCGCAAAGGAAUCCUGACAUCCGGCCUCAAGAUUCUCCGGCUGACCGGAAUCAAGUUUGGAUCCGACUGGCGCUGCGAUGAUCUGCCUCCCCUGAGUUCUCUCCGGCUCCUCCGUCUGAAGUAUGUCAAGUUCAAUCACGAGAAUCUUCUCGCAAACUUGAUAGCUCGGGCUCCUUUCCUCGAAACCCUAGAACACCGAGGGUCUGCGGCGGGAUCGACGAAGCUCCAGGUGAUUUCCAAACUUCCCACCAACCUGAAUUCCCUGCGAUUCCUCUGUUUGGCAAAUGUGGCAUUCGAGAACCAUGACCAACUCUUCACCAAUUUGAUAUCCAGCUCUCCCCUCCUCGAAACUCUCGAGCUCAGAGAGAUUUCCAAAUUGAGGAAGCUCCGCGUAAUCUCCAGGCUGAACAACCUGAAGACGGUUAAGAUAGGUUACCCACUCGAUGCGGAGCGAAUCGAGAUCGAUGCUCCUGGACUCGAGACUCUGCAUCUCCAGCCGCUCUACCACGAGGUGAUCGAGAUCGAGGUCACAGCUCCCGAGUUGAGACAUUUAGAACUGGGAGGUUCUGGUUUCACAGAGCGUAAUGUUUGCGAAUUGCUGUCUAAUCUCGGCGGAGGAUCAUCUUUGAAGUCCCUCACUCUGCUGGGGCUCGAUCGGGUCGAGAAGCUGAAUUUCUCGAGCCCCGAGCUCGAGGAGUGCAAGCUGUUCAUGUGGGCGAACUCGAAGCUGAGGGAGAUCCAGCUCGAUGCCGGGCCACGCCUGGCGAAAUUCUUCGUGGGUUGUCGAAACGUCCUUCCUGAUGGCAAAUUGGAGAAAUGUGAGAUCAGUAGCGACGCCACGGCCUGUAGAUUGGAAGUUGAUUUCGGGCAUGUUAGAUUCGAUUCGUCACGGUUGUUUGGUGGAUUAAGGAGAGUCAUUGCAGGAUUCAGCCAGCUCCAUACUGCGAGGGGGGCGAUCAGGAAGGAGAGUUCGAGGAGAAACAACAUUCACUGCAUCGAUUGAAAGACGUGAAGAUCGUGACUGGAGAUGUCGAUAGACCGAAUGAGAUGAAAGAAGAAGAGCUGGUGAAUGUUUCAAAGGACGUGGGUGCGUUGCUUGGGAUGCAAAGACAGGUUAGUUUUAAGUUAACUUGGCACGAGUAAGUUUGUAGAAGAAGAUGUGAUUGGGCGUACAAGACUUAUUUUAGAGUCCGACUAGCAGAGUCCCAAGCUGAUAUUCAAUCUUUAGCUUCAGAGUUGACAUGGUUGAUUAGAGUUGGGGUAGAGAGGUCUUCCCUUGGAAAAGAUUCUUCAUUUUUUGUAUUUUCAUAUGUACCAAACAAUGAGAGCGAAGAAGCAAACCCAAUCUCUUGUCCAGUUAUUCUCCAAGUUGAUACAUAGCCGAUUGUCGUAGUCUGUCGCAAAGAAAGCACUCUGCAGGCUGCAGCUGUGAGUCAC